CAAUCCUUGAUUUGAGUUAUACAUAUAUAGAUUUAUACAGUAUAUAUUAAUAUCUAAGUAACCUAAUCUACUGUGUUUCAGGUAUGAGUGAAGCAGAAGGCACUCAUGUGUUCAGUAGUUCAGGUGAAAAUGUCACUCUGGCCUGUAUUAAUGCUCUUUCUGACUGCACCUCAACUACAUGGACCUACACCAAACCUAGUUCAUCAGCUGCAGUAGAACUGACUGAGGGAGGAAUAAAGAAGAAUAACAUAGCGAGCGCUGAGAGACUGAGUCUGGGGUCUGACUGCUCUCUGAACAUCUAUAAAACAACAGAAGAUGAUCAUGGACAAUACACCUGCCGACAAUAUGUGAAUGGACAAAAACAUGAAACUGAUGCACAGGUUUUUCUACAUGUUCUUUAUUUCUCUCCAUCAUCCACACAGACUGAGAUGAGAUCAGGCAGCUCUGUGACUCUCACCUGUCAGUUGUUUUCAUAUGAAGACUCUUGUGAUAGUUUGGUCCGUCCUGAUGAUCCUCAGCUGUUCUGGGUGAAUCAGGCUGAUGUUAAUCUACAUGAAGACUCCAGAUAUCAGAAGUUAUCAUCAGGACAAUGUAUCAGGACUCUGACUACAACAUUCCAGAAUGAAGACAACAACACAAAGUGGAGAUGUUUGGUUAAAAUGAAGAAUGAGAUUAAGACCUCAGCCAGCUAUACUGUCAAGUUUACAAGACCAACCAAGACAGACACAGUGACUGCAGUCACCACCAUAAACACUGAGAGACGCACAACUCUUAACUCACCAGUAACUGCUAUACAACACAGUCAAGCAUCAACUACAACAACACCAACAACACUAAAACAAGCUGUAUCAGUUUGUAAAAAAACAUCAAGUCCUACAGCACCAUCAGCUCCUAAACAACAAGUGCCUGUGAUUGCUGCUGUGGUUGCUGCAGUAGUUUUUCUCUUUGCUGUUGUCCUUCUUGGGGUAAUUUGUAUAAAAAGAUCAGGUUCAUUCUGCUGAUACUGUAAUUUGCCAUCAGAGGAAAAAAGUUGAAAUCCAGGAGAACUGCAGAGAAAUUUAUGUCUCUAUUAAAAGAUUUAAAUGACUAUAUGAAUUAAUUACUGUUUGUAUGUAAAAUGUGACUAGGAUUUGCCAUUGUAGGUUUUGUAUACUGUAAAUUUUAUGUUGCGUCAGUCCAUUUUGUAACCGUUUAGUCAAACUGCCUCUUUCCAAACUACUUCUAUGUUUGAGAUAAAACUGACAGUUCUGUAGUAGGGGAGACCGGGGUUGGUUGUCACAAUUUUGCAUGAAUUGCUCAUCUUCAAUUUUCUUCAAUUCUUACAUGAAAUGAAAACUUGGGUUCUUGGCUUUAAAUGUGUAUACUUUUUACUUUUAGAAUGUAUUGUAACAGGUCCUAUAGAGGUUCAAUAGGAUUUCAGUGAUAAAUUGGGAUCUGAAAGAUAAUGUGUAACUUUUUAGUUUUUUAAGCUAGAAACUGCAAAUAAGUUUUAAUAUAAAUACCACCCCUAUGAUAGUUGUCAUCAAUGCCCCUUAUGUUUAAACAAUGGGAUCAAAGUGGGUGAUCAUCAGUUACUUGAAUUGUUACUGUGUUGAGAAAUAAAAUGAAAUAUUUUUAGUGCUAAAACCUCUUUAUUAUCGUUUCAGUAUGUAAGUUGCAUAACAGCAAACAAAAACAAACAAACAGACUUAAACAGUCUUAAAAGGUCUACAUGUCCAAAACUCUUAACAAUCUACUGAACUAAAGUAGGAAGCCCUGCACAGCACAGGCUGUGCUUCAUUCAGAGUGACAAGAAUCACAGUUGUGACAAAUGUAUGCCCCUGCAAACAACAGCAAACAAAAACAAACAGAACAACAGUCUUAAAAGGUGUGACAACACAUGUGACAACCAACCCUGCAAGCUAUGAGACAACCAUCCCCAACUGACUUCUUGACAAACAUGCUAAGCUAGUUGCCAUAUGGCUUUAACUUGAUAGCUAAAAGAUGACUUAAAAUAAGGCUACUACUUUUGGCUUUUUAAUGAGUGUGUUUUUUUUUUUUUUUUGAAUGAACAACACCCACAUGAAAAUUUACUCUGACCCAUGAAAAUAAAAAAAUUGUCUCCUCACCUCAAUGUUUUGUGUCUGCUCAGCAAAAUUAGUAUAAGCUAUCAAAGCCUAACAGAUUGAUAUAAAUAAUUGUACCACAGCACCAUCUAGUGUGUCUGGAAUAAGCAAUGUGAC
Messenger RNA from Paramisgurnus dabryanus, 2222 nucleotides. NCBI's taxonomy places the organism in Eukaryota, Metazoa, Chordata, Actinopteri, Cypriniformes, Cobitidae. The record is from RefSeq and is a predicted model, not a curated record.